This is a messenger RNA of Parasteatoda tepidariorum (common house spider), 339 nucleotides long. Its product is annotated as putative serine incorporator. The record is from RefSeq and is a predicted model, not a curated record. Gene Ontology annotation, cellular component: membrane. Lineage: Eukaryota; Metazoa; Arthropoda; Arachnida; Araneae; Theridiidae.
UUGCUUGUUGGUUACAUGGCAGUUUACAGGGUGUCCUUAGCUAUGGCCAUAUUCUUCUUUGUACAGGCUAUUUUAACAAUUGGUAUAUCAACAAGUCUUAACUGUAGAUCUGGUUUACACAAUGGAAUGUGGGGUUGGAAGUUCUUCAUCCUUUGUCUCAUAUGUGCAGGCGUUUUUCUCAUUCCUUCAAACUAUGUUUCUUUAUAUGGCCAUAUUUGGAUGUAUAUCUCAAUGGCUGGAGCUUCUGUGUUUAUCAUAAUUCAACUUAUGCUCAUUGUAGACUUUGCACAUGCUUGGACUGAUAGUUGGUAAAAUAUUACUUUCAUAAAAUUUUAUUUC